Messenger RNA from Baudoinia panamericana UAMH 10762, 1251 nucleotides. RefSeq lists its product as uncharacterized. The record is from RefSeq and is a predicted model, not a curated record. NCBI's taxonomy places the organism in Eukaryota, Fungi, Ascomycota, Dothideomycetes, Mycosphaerellales, Teratosphaeriaceae. The annotation marks the transcript as partial. The transcript is spliced from 3 exons. Gene Ontology annotation, molecular function: oxidoreductase activity; FMN binding.
AUGGAUACUAAAAACCCGAACAAGGAUUUCCGCACAACACCAGAGUAUGCAGAGUACCAGGCAGAGAACUUCUGGGCCAGCAAUGAAGGCAAGGUGCCGCCGUUCAAUACGGAACCGGCCCAGCUCGAACAGCGUGCCAAGGAGAAGCUGAGCGAAGGCGGCUGGUUCUAUGCCUCCUCCAACGCUGGCCAAUCCACCACCCACCUUGCCAACCGCCAAUCCUUCUACCGCCAUAAGAUCGUUCCGAAGAUGCUCGUCGACACCAACAAGCGGGACACCAAGCACGAGAUCUGGGGCCACAAGGUCAGCGCGCCCGUCGGCUUCGCUCCGGUCGGCAUCAACAAGAUCUACCACCCACUCGGUGAGCUACCAGUGGCCAAGGUCGCGAAGGAGCUCAAUCUGCCAUACUGUCUAAGCACGGCGGGAUCAACAUCGAUCGAAGAAGUAGCUGCAGCGAACGGCGAGGGGCCGCGCUUCUUCCAGCUGUACAUGCCACAUGACGACGAAUUGACCGUCUCUCUCCUCACCCGCGCCUUCAACUCCGGCUUCACAGCCUGCAUCCUGACAGUAGACACAUGGCAGCUGGGCUGGCGACACAACGACAUCAACACGUCCAACUACGCCUUCUACCACGGCAUCGGCGCCGACCUCGGCCUCACGGACCCGGUCUUCCAAAAGCGACUGGCUGCGGACGGUAUCGACCCCAAGACGAUGCCGAACGAAGCAGGUCGCAAGUGGAUCGACAAUGUCUGGCACGGCCGCGCACACUCGUGGGAGAAGAUUCCGUGGGUCAUCAAGACGUGGAAGGAGAUCAGUGGUGGCAAGCCGUUCGCCAUUAAGGGCAUUCAGUCUGUGUCCGAUGCUAGGAAGUGUGUGGAAGUCGGCUGCGACGGUAUCGUUGUGAGCAACCAUGCCGGCCGACAGGUCGAUGGAGCGACGGGAAGCUUGGACGCACUCGAGAACAUCGCCAAUGCCGUCGGCGACAAAAUCUACAUCAUGUUCGACAGCGGCAUCCGCGGCUCAAGCGACAUCGUCAAAGCGCUCUGCCUCGGCGCACAGUUCGUCUUCGUGGGCCGACUGUGGAUCUACGGCCUCAGCAUCAUGGGCGAGCACGGCGUGAGGCACGUCAUGAAGUCUCUGCUGGCAGAUUUGGACAUCCUGUUCAAUGUGGCGGGCAUUCAGAAUGUCGGUCAGCUGAUUGGGAAGAAGGAUGAUUGGAUUGAGAGCCAUCCGCGCGGGCAGAGCUUGCUG